AACCCCAGUAUGACAGUUGCUACCGGAGAUCCUGCAGACGAGGCUGCAGCUCUUCCCGGUCACCCGCAGGACACAUACAACCCUGAGACGGACCAUGAAUGCUGCGAGAGGGUGGUCAUUAACAUCUCAGGGCUGCGUUUUGAGACUCAGCUCAAGACACUAGCCCAGUUUCCAGAGACCUUGCUAGGGGAUCCUAAAAAGAGAAUGAGAUAUUUUGACCCUCUCAGGAAUGAGUAUUUCUUUGACCGGAACAGACCCAGCUUCGACGCGAUUUUGUACUAUUAUCAGUCUGGCGGGAGGUUGCGGAGGCCAGUUAAUGUGCCCUUGGACAUCUUCUCAGAGGAGAUUCGUUUCUAUGAACUGGGGGAAGAAGCAAUGGAAAUGUUUCGGGAGGAUGAAGGCUACAUCAAAGAAGAGGAAAGACCACUGCCGGAGAAUGAGUUUCAGAGACAAGUAUGGUUGCUCUUCGAGUACCCCGAGAGCUCAGGCCCUGCCAGGAUUAUAGCUAUUGUCUCCGUCAUGGUGAUUUUAAUCUCCAUUGUGAGCUUUUGCCUGGAAACAUUGCCCAUUUUUCGUGAUGAGAAUGAAGACAUGCAUGGCAGCGGGCUGAGCCAUCCCCCUUAUUCCAACAGCAGCAUGGGGUACCAGCAGUCGACCUCUUUCACAGACCCCUUCUUCAUCGUAGAGACACUUUGCAUCAUCUGGUUCUCCUUUGAGUUCUUGGUGAGGUUUUUUGCCUGCCCCAGCAAGGCUGGAUUUUUUACCAACAUCAUGAACAUUAUAGACAUUGUAGCCAUCAUUCCCUAUUUCAUCACCUUAGGGACGGAGCUGGCCGAGAAGCCAGAGGAUGGUCAGCAAGGCCAGCAAGCCAUGUCCUUGGCCAUCCUCCGAGUCAUCCGCUUGGUGCGGGUCUUCAGGAUCUUCAAGCUCUCCCGGCACUCCAAGGGGCUGCAGAUCCUGGGGCAGACUCUCAAGGCCAGCAUGCGGGAGCUGGGCCUCUUGAUAUUUUUCCUCUUCAUCGGUGUCAUCCUCUUCUCCAGUGCCGUCUACUUUGCAGAGGCCGACGAGAGCGAGUCCCAGUUCCCAAGCAUCCCCGACGCCUUCUGGUGGGCUGUGGUUUCCAUGACGACUGUUGGCUACGGAGACAUGGUCCCCACAACCAUCGGGGGGAAAAUUGUGGGGUCCUUGUGUGCCAUCGCUGGCGUAUUAACGAUUGCCUUACCAGUGCCCGUCAUAGUGUCUAACUUCAAUUACUUCUACCACCGGGAGACGGAGGGAGAGGAGCAGGCUCAAUAUUUGCAAGUAACCAGCUGCCCAAAGAUCCCCUCUUCCCCUGACCUAAAGAAAAGCAGAAGUGCCUCUACCAUUAGUAAGUCUGAUUAUAUGGAGAUUCAGGAAGGUGUAAACAAUAGCAAUGAGGAUUUUAGGGAGGAGAACUUGAAGACAGCCAACUGCACCCUAGCUAACACAAACUAUGUGAAUAUCACCAAAAUGCUAACUGAUGUCUAG
Messenger RNA from Cygnus atratus (black swan), 1509 nucleotides. It is a transcript of the gene KCNA2, whose product is annotated as potassium voltage-gated channel subfamily A member 2. Bases 10 to 1509 code for a protein of 499 amino acids. The transcript has a single exon. Gene Ontology annotation, molecular function: delayed rectifier potassium channel activity; protein binding. Gene Ontology annotation, cellular component: voltage-gated potassium channel complex; dendrite; juxtaparanode region of axon. Gene Ontology annotation, biological process: potassium ion transmembrane transport; protein homooligomerization. The record is from RefSeq and is a predicted model, not a curated record. Lineage: Eukaryota; Metazoa; Chordata; Aves; Anseriformes; Anatidae.